CUCAAGAUUGUUUUGAUCACGCGGACUGGGAUAUGUUCCAGGUAGCCUCUGAGAAUAAUAUAGGUGAACACAUAGAUACGGUGACUGAGUUUAUCAGGAAAUGUAUAGGAGAUGUUGUACCCACUGUGACUAUUAAAACCUACCCAAACCAGAAACCGUGGCUAGAUAGCAGCAAACGAGCAAAACUGAAAGCGUGAACCACCACAUUUAACCAUGGCAAGGUAACUGGGAAUAUGGCAGAAUAUAGACAAUGUAGCUAUUCCCUCCUUAAAGGUAAUCAAAAAGGGAAAACCUCAGUACAGAGACAAAGUGGAAUCGCAAUUCAAUGGCUCAGACACGAGACGUAUGUGGCAGGGUCUACAGACAAUCACGGACUACAAAGGGAAAACCAGCCACCGCAGACAGUGACCUCUUUCUUUCGGAUAAGCUAAACACCUUUUUCGCCCUCUUUGUUGAUAACACAGUGCCACCAACAUAGCCAGCUACCACAGACUGUGGUCUCUCCUUCUCCGUGGUCGAUGAGCUGGCCAAACACUUUGAUAAAAGUGACCCUGGCUACGAGGUAGUGGAGGAUGCCAUCAUCACCAUGACAGCCGUGGCCUGGUACAUCAACGAUAUGAAGAGGAAGCAGGACCAUGCCGUCAGGCUGCAGGAGGUUGAGAGCUUGUUGACCAACUGGACAGGUCCAGACCUGAGUGGCUUUGGGGAGCUGGUGUUGGAGGGCGCCUUCAGGGUUCAACGGGUCAAGAAGGAGAGGGCAUUCUUCCUCUUCGACAAGAUGCUGCUUAUCGCUAAAAAGAGGCUGGAGCAUUUCAUCUACAGCACCCACAUAUUUUGCUGUAACCUUCUUCUCGUAGAAACCAUGAAGGACCCCCUGUGUUUUAAGGUGUCCGAUCAGACCAUCCCCAAACAGCAGCACAUUGUACAGACCAAAAACCAGGAGGAGAAACGCCUUUGGCUGCACUACCUCAAGAGGCUGAUAGUGGAGAACCAUCUUGCCUCUCUACCCCAGAAGGCAAGGCAGGUACUCGGUGACAACUUCUGUCAAUCUCCUCAGUUUGAUCAGGAUCGGUUAAAAAAAUCAUCUCCAAGAUGCGAUGAAUACCAUCGAGGCAGACGCCAAUCAGAGCCCCCAGAGUUCAUCUACACCCCAGAGAAGGCCAAGAAGAGCCUUCCCCUGCUGCUGGAGGGGAACCUGUCCUAUCGCCGUGGCAGGAGGCAGUCUGCUCCAACUAAAGACUUGGAAACAGCAUAUCAUGGUGAGAAUUUUCUUAAAGGAUUCUUGUUUAUCUUGUUUCCUUGUAGUGCUUCAGUCUGUCAGGGCUGAAAGAUUUGGUACGUUUUUAAUGGAAAGUAAACACACCCUUGUUUGUUUCCCCAACCAUUCCUAUCUUCUCAUGACAUCCAGUCUCUUCAAAGGCUGGCAGCGAGGGGGAGCUGUGUCCUGGGGCAGAUAGCCUGGGAUUCUCAGGCAGCACCAACACCCUGGCCUCCUCUGUGAUGGAGGUGGAGGCUGAGGCAGAGCGUCCGGACCCCUGCCUGGGCCUGGAAGAAGAGGACCUACCCCCCCUGAGCGCCCCACCCACCCUCUCCAUCACCGAGGAGAUCAUGCAGUUCAUUAACCAGAGCCGCGUGCGAGAGGGCAUGGCCGAACUCAAGCCUGACAUAGUAUGGGAUUCACCCCUGGAUGAGUCUCUGGAGGACCCAGCAACUGAGCCACAUCCAUGUCCACUUGCUCAGCAAGGAAAUUACCUGCUGCUUGCUUCCCCUACGGAGGAGACUUACGAGUCACAAGACCCCGAUCCCAAUAGUCCAGAGGAGAUAACAGUGCAACUGGAGGGGAGCAGAACCAAAAUGGAAGACCAAACUCUUCCACCAUGUCUGUCCAGGGAAUCCUCAGAGGAGGGUGGUUGUGAAGAGGGAGAGUCAACACCUUUGCCAGCUGAUGUCAUAGAGGAGAGGCCUCAGGAGGAGAGCACAUCAGCCAAAGAAACCGGGACAGUUGGGGAAAGAAAUGCAUCCGAGGUGGAGGACGAUCAAACGUUCAAAACCUCGACGCCACUCUCUCCUGUAAACCUCCCAGACGAAGAGAGAGGGAGAAGGAACUCUGCUCUGACCUCCCCAACGAGGACAAGCCCCCAGAAGCUCCUCUCUCUGUCCCAGAGCACACUGUACAGAGCCCUCUGGCGCACAAGAAAGAGACCCAGCUCACCAAGUCAGACAGGCAGAUCAUCGAGAAGAUCCGCAGCUACUACGAGGCGGCUGAGGCCGAGGCAGGAGAAGCAGGAGAAAGUGACAGCAGCCCCACCGCCAGGAGAAACAGCUUCUCCCUCAUCAUCCCCACCGGCCUGGUCAAAGACUCCGUGUCCCACUUUGCUGUCUUUGGCCACCAGGACAGCCUGUGUGACUCGGAGAGCGGGCGCUCCGAUGGGGGGGCAGAACCAGAGCCUGAGUCAGAGCUCCCCUCUCCUCUUCCGUCAGUUCCUGACCAGGGAGAGGGAGCCCUCAGCCCAGAUUGUUCCUCCACUUCUGCUGCUGGUUCCCAGGAAGACCACAGCCAGGCACCAGGUCAGGGUGAGCCUGCUCUGGAAAAAUGUAGCAGGUUUGAGCCAGGGAGUGAGCUGCCCUGCACAGAGCUGAUGAAGGAUUGGAAAGAGAAGGAGAAAGUAGGAGCCCCUGUUAGCACAGAGAGGGAAAUCAUACCAAACCUGUCAACAGACAUCACCAAAGAGCCCUCAUUCAG
This is a messenger RNA of Oncorhynchus nerka (sockeye salmon), 2743 nucleotides long. RefSeq names its product pleckstrin homology domain-containing family G member 3-like. Gene Ontology annotation, molecular function: guanyl-nucleotide exchange factor activity; small GTPase binding. Lineage: Eukaryota; Metazoa; Chordata; Actinopteri; Salmoniformes; Salmonidae. The coding region runs from base 587 to 1327 and encodes 246 amino acids. The record is from RefSeq and is a predicted model, not a curated record. The transcript has 11 exons. Gene Ontology annotation, biological process: regulation of actin filament polymerization.